AUGGGAAGCGGCGCAUCGGCACCUCAAGUUGGGGAGCUCAAGGGCAUUUCAACCAUUGCAAAGAGCGAUACAAAAAAGAAGUUUUCCGCUGCCUGUGAGGUGGACGGAAAAAUCUUCAUGGCCCCAUACAAUGCCAGGCAGAUGUGCGUUUAUGAUACGGCAACAGGAGAUGUUUUGAGCGUGGAGAUUUCGAUGGCGCUUGGAGACGCAACGGGGGCAGCUGGGAAGUUCAAUUCCAUCUGCCAAGCAGAUGGGAAAGUUUAUCUCCCACCUUGGAGCAGUGCCCAGAAAAUGUUCGUACAUGAUGUGGCCACCGGCCACAGUACUGCCAUCGAUAUUUCAGAAGCAGCACAUGCGCAGGAGCCCAAAAAGUUUAGCUGUAUCUGCACGGCUUGCGGAAAGGUUUACCUUGCUCCCUUCAAUGCUGGGAAAAUGUUGGAGUACGACCCGUGCACCAGCACGUGUACCGGCAUUGACGUGUCAGAUGCUGUUGGGUCGGCUGAGACGGGCAAGUUUUUUUCCAUGUGUGCGGCUGAUGGCAGGGUGUACCUUGCCCCGCACGAUGCUGAACAGAUGUUUGUCUAUGACGCUCGCACCGGCAAAGGCAAAGCUGUUGAUGUUUCAGCUGCAGUCGACUGUAGCCAGCCUAGCAAGUUUCGUGAAAUUGGUGCAUUUGGCGGUAAGCUCUACCUCGUUCCUCGGAAUGCGCCGCAGAUGUUCGUCUAUGACCCUAUCACGGGUUCUGGGACUGGUGUUGACAUUUCCGCUGCUGCGGGCUCUGUCCAGCAGGGCAAAUUCCGCUCUUUUUGUACCGUGGGCAACAAGAUCUAUCUCGCUCCGGGCUGCGCGCCACGUAUGUUUGUGUAUGACACGUCUACAUGCACAGGGACGGCGGUUGACAUCUCAGAUGCGGCGGACCCUUUUGCGAGCGCAAAGUUUCGAGCCAUGUGCGUAAGCGGCGGCAAGGUAUAUCUAGCUCCAUACAACGCAGGGAAGAUGUUUUUCUAUGACCCCGUCACAUGCAUGGGAGCUGGCAUUAAUCUUUCUGCCGUCAGCGAUCCUGAUCAAGAUGAAAAGUUUGAGUCUAUGUGUUCCUUCGAUGGAAAGAUAUAUCUUGUUCCUGCGGCUGCGGAGAAAUUGGUUGUUUUAAAAGAUUUUGCAGCUGACCACCGGAAAGAGGAGUCUGAAAAAGCCGGCAUUUCGGCUGCGUACGUCCUGGACCCCUUCCUCAGAUACAUCACUGCGACGGCCCCAAAGGGCCUAGGCUUUGGUGAUGCUGGGCCCUCAAAGAGUUUCGCAGAGAUCUCUGUGGUGAUGUUCGACAAGGAGACUGGGCUGGGAGCUAAGCUCUGUUGUCCCAGAGACAAUGGACAAGGUUGCGCUGGCGUGGACGCUGUGGAUCAGACGUACCGUGGGAGGGCCACUCACUUUGUGUCCUGGUGCUGGCGAUACACCCCCCAGCAUGUGAGUGGAGCUCUCAGGAACUGGUGCCGACAGUCAGAUGUGAAAGCUGAGAAUAUUUUUCUGUGGAUGUGCUUCUUCUGCAAUAAUCAGUACAGAAUUUCGGAUGCCAUCAGCACUGCGGAGCUUAAGACGAUAUUCGAGUCCAACCUUUCUUCCAUUGGCAAAAUGAUCAUUUUCUUGGAUGACUACCUGAAUCCAGUUUAUAUCCAUCGCCUUUGGUGUAUAUUCGAGACUUAUGUCUCAGUCGAGCAGGGUAUUGAACCAGAUGUCGUGCUCCCGGAUAGCGCAGCGACAGAGCUGACUGAUAAACUCCGCCAAGAGGACAAUGUCCUGGUAAUGCUGAAGAACAACUUCCAAAGCAUUAACGUGGCCAAUGCAAGUGCGACAGAACCCGGGGACGAAGAGGCCAUCAAGAAUCUGAUCAGGGAAAGCUUGGGCGGCUUCGAGAAGGUCAAUACCACAGUAAAAAAGCGUUUGUUGCCACACUUGACGCAGGUCGUCAAAGGCUUCUUGGAUUCGUACUUACUGGGUGAUGAGUAG
Molecule: messenger RNA, 2004 nt
Organism: Symbiodinium pilosum
Lineage: Eukaryota; Dinophyceae; Suessiales; Symbiodiniaceae
Source: the annotation of a GenBank genome assembly